Dreissena polymorpha is the source of this 874-nucleotide messenger RNA. RefSeq lists its product as uncharacterized. The transcript has 4 exons. The record is from RefSeq and is a predicted model, not a curated record. NCBI's taxonomy places the organism in Eukaryota, Metazoa, Mollusca, Bivalvia, Myida, Dreissenidae. The coding region runs from base 1 to 651 and encodes 216 amino acids.
AUGGGCUCUCAAAGACCAUUGCAAGAAAUAGAAGAGCAGAUAUUAUUCCCAAAACGAAACUUGUUCUAUUUCAAACAUAUGGUAAAUGUCCACGCCAUUCCUGAGCAGACGAUCGAUCGUCUUUCACGAAUGAGAGCAUAUUCAGCUAUGGCGUUCGGAUCAAAAAUCGGGUUCGUCUAUGGCGUGUACAGAGAGUUUGUCUAUGGCAAAGAAACAGUGAAGGAAGUUGUUCAGAAGAGGAAGAUUGCCACGUUUGCUAAACCUGUUGGGUGGAUUAUAGCUGGAGCGGCCCUCGGUGGUUGGUAUUACCUGUGUACAGAGAACAUCGCGCGGUUCCGAGGCAAGCAGGACUAUCUCAACAACUUCUUUGCUGGUUACGGCAUGGCAGCUCCUUUUGCAGUACUUCGUCGCAGUCCUCAGAUGCUCGUAGUUGCGGGCACACUUUGGGGCGUCUUCUUUGCUUUGGCCCGAAGUAGCAUUGACAUAGACGGGUUAAAAUACUUCAACCGCAAGGGCUAUGUCACUCCCCCACAGUACCCGGAGGCCUUCGUCUUGUUUGAAGGUAUGAUGGCAGAAGAUGAGGACAAGGAACGGAAGAGGAUGCUGGCUAUCGAAGAGUGGAGGCGAAAUAAUGCUGGCCAGGCCGCAUGAUCUGGGAUAAUAGCUGCACUCACAGUUGUCAUAUUAGGAUACUGAUGUUUGAGGCUUGUUUUGCUCUCGGGUAACAUUUAAAGUUAAAAAUAAGUGGAGAAAGGAACAACAUGUAUUUAGAAGAGUUGAGGUUUGAUUGUUGGAAGUCAAUGAUGAAAAUAAAGGAUCUUUUAUCCAUUUUGUAGAUAAAAUACAUAUAAUAAAUGUUUCUGGUGUUUCAGAA